UCCUCAACUCAGACACAGCUCUGCUACGAAGCCCUCGUUAGGAAAACCUGCAGAUCGUUAGUCUCUGAAUCGCAUGGUCGUGAGCAGUCCGGCCCCGAGUUCUCAGACUGCCGGCUCCAAACAAGAUUCCCAGUUAAAGACACAAGAACACGAGGAUGACCGCGCUGGAGCCCCCGAAGGAACGGUUGCUUAGAGGCUCAGGUCUUCUCUAGAACCUGCAACGACACCCUCGGCGCGAGCACAAAGGCUCCGACGGCGGCCGGCGGGGGCUGCAGAGCGCGCGGGAGCGGGCGCCAGAGGUCGCCUGUUCGUGUCCUAGCCAAGCCCGAGGCACCAUGCCGCGGCGCCUGCAGCCCCGGAGCGCGGGCACAAAGGGCCCGCAGGCCACCACCGCAGCGGCUUUGGCAGCCACCUCGCGCUCCCACCCCUCCGCUUCCGGGGACUCUCCGGCCUCCACCAAACCGCUGCUGCGCUGGGACGAGGUGCCCGACGACUUCGUGGAGUGCUUCAUACUGUCAGGCUACCGGCGGCUACCUUGCACGGCGCAGGAGUGCCUAGCCUCGGUGCUGAAGCCCACCAACGAGACGCUCAACUUCUGGACACACUUCAUCCCUCUGCUGCUGUUCCUGAGCAAGUUCUGCCGCCUUUUCUUUCUGAGCGGCCGUGACGUGCCCUUCCACCACCCGUGGCUGCUGCCGCUGUGGUGCUAUGCCUCCGGCGUACUGCUGACCUUCGCCAUGAGCUGCACAGCGCACGUGUUCAGCUGCCUGUCCCUGCGCCUGCGCGCCGCCUUCUUUUACCUGGACUAUGCCUCCAUCAGCUACUACGGCUUCGGCAGCACGGUAGCCUACUACUAUUACCUGCUACCCAGCCUGAGCUUGUUGGACGCCAGAGUGAUGACCCCUUACGUGCAGCAGCGCCUGGGCUGGCACGUGGACUGCACACGCCUCAUCGCUGCCUAUCGCGCUCUGGUGCUGCCUGUUGCCUUCGUGCUGGCGGUGGCCUGCACCGUGGCCUGCUGCAAGAGCCGUACUGACUGGUGCUCUUACCCGUUCGCGCUGCGUACCUUCGUCUUCGUCAUGCCGCUCAGCAUGGCCUGCCCCAUCAUGCUUGAGAGCUGGCUGUUCGACCUGCGUGGCGAGAACCCCACGCUCUUUGUGCACUUCUACCGCCGCUACUUCUGGCUGGUGGUGGCCGCCUUCUUCAAUGUGAGCAAGAUCCCUGAGCGCAUCCAACCUGGCCUUUUUGACAUCAUUGGCCACAGCCAUCAGCUCUUUCACAUCUUCACUUUCCUCAGCAUCUACGACCAGGUGUACUAUGUGGAGGAGGGUCUGCGCCAGUUCCUCAAGGCGCCACCUGCUGCACCCACGUUUUUGGGCACUGUGGGCUACAUGCUGCUGCUGGUCGUCUGUCUGGGGCUGGUCAUCAAGAAGUUCCUAAACAGCGCUGAAUUUUCCAGUAAAAAGUGAGCCUCUACUUUGCAGGAGGCUGCUGGUUUGCCCACUUGUUUGGACUUUCUGUUGUUGCUAUUGUUGGUUUGUUUUCCAGUUUUGUUGUUUCCUUCUUUGCUCAAGGAGGUUGCUCCAGAGCCACAGGGAAAAAAAAAGUCCGCUAUGGCAGGGGGGUUUCAAUGCACUUAGGGCUUUGGAAGAGGGAAAUGGGUCAAGCAGGAAGGACAGGGCCGCUGGUUUUUGCCUGUGGACGAAAUUCCGGUGAUGUCUGUGACAUCCAGGGAAUUUUCAAAGGCAGCGAAUAAAAUCCCAAAUAAAACCCCAACUUGCUUUUCCAAUGAUCUUCUGUGCCAGCGGUAAUAACAAGUAGCCCCUGUGAGGUCAGGUGCACAUUAAAGAGGGUAAGUAGACCAAAUCCCUGGGUACUUCCAUUUCAGUCUGAGGAAUGCUUGGAUUUCUCAAAAGAAUGGAUCUUUGUAGGAAACGGGCACAAAGACAUAAAUAAGCCCAGGGCUUAACCUGCUAGAAAAUGCAUGGAAUGUGAACACGAGUUUAAUUAUUUCAAAAUGUUUCUCAGAUGUUAUUUAAAUAGUAAUAUAUACAAUGGUUUUUCUUAAUUUAUCAAGCCUGUGAUAUGCACUGAAUUUUAAUUUGUCUUGUAGUUUUGAAUUUUGCAGCCCUUCUGCAUUGCAUACACUUUAACUGGACACCAGGGCAAGCUGCUUGAGAGUUCUCAACUACUGUACUUUCCUAAACAGUGUUUCCUGAAGGCCUGUGUUCCAUGAUACAAAUGUGAAUUACUUCACCUUAGGGACUCUGGUUAGACUACUGGUGAGGAGCUCAGUGGUCCACGUAGAUCCCAGAUGCCCAUUUACUUUCAUGUAUUCCACAAAACCUAUUUUGUUUUUUGUUUUGUUUUAAUCUUAUUCUUUCCUUCUCUACUUAUUUAAAUUACCACUGGAAUAAAUGUGCCUUUUGAAGCAAUGCCCAAAUGACUGGUCCUCAAAUAUAGGGGAGUGCAGUUGGAGUAAACUGUUUCUUUACUACAAAUCAGGGUUUAACAUUCCACCCAGGAGGGAAGGAAGAUGGUGUUGGUUUCAAGCUGUGAGCAGCACGGAAGUAGCUUACCAGGACACAGAGCAUUUGGCUUCUCUACUAGGAGAAGGAGCUGAACCACUAAUAUGACUGUGGUUCCUAAUGCAGCCAUCAGGGAAGGUGAGAGGACACUGUUCUAGACUGAUGCCAUCUAUCCUCGCUUAAAAACGCAAUACUCAGGAAUAGAUAAGGCAGAUACAGUAUGAAAGUCAGGAGCAUAUUACUUGAAUUGUAACUGAAGUUUUUAAGUUCAAUAAGAUUACCUUUGCCUAUUUAAACACUGAAGUUCUCAUUUACAUGUAGACUGUGGUAAUGAACAGUCAUCCUAAAUUAUGAAGAAAUGAGUGAACAUGCUCCUGAGAUCCUUUUUUAACAAUCACAUUGGCCAAUGUUAUUUAAGACAUUUGUUUUAAAUGCUAACCUGUACUGCAGGUGGCAACCGUAGAUUAACACAGAUCACUGAGGUAGCUUAUUUUAAAUACCUAUAUACUUCUUGACAAGUCCUUUGGUUAAGAGCCAAAUAAGUCAUUGAAUGGGAAGUCUUGACUUCAUGGUAUAAUUUAGAUCAAGCACAUAAACUAUAUGAACACUUACCUCAGUACUGGUAGGUUGAUGCUCCUAAAAAUAUUUCUGUUUUUGUUUGUGCUUUUAAUCGCUACUAUAUUUAUAAACCGAGAGGCUUGACACAGUUCCCUGGAGGAACCAGUAUGCUUGUGUGUUAAUUUGUACACAGAGCUUAACCUUAUAUAUGUCUGUAUUUAAUUUAAAGCCUCUUAAUGGGAUUGUAAAUAUACUUUGCACGUUUGCAGAUGGGUGUCACUGUCAUGUCUUUUGCAAAAUGCAAGGAGAUUCCCAUUAGGGUACAGAGGCUGAGAAUUUGUGCCUACUACGGAUGUCAUGCUUCACCUGUAACUUAUUCAGUACAUGCAUUCAAAGGCAAUUGUGGAGAUCGGGAUAUUUCCACCUCCAAGUUUAUUUGCAUGCCAUUAUUGUUUCUUCUAGAGCCUCAAAGAAUGUUGCUUUGGAAGCUAGAGACAUAGGUUGAUGAGUAUUUCAUAGCUUCCUUGUAAAAUGGGACCUCCCCUCUUUCAGAAGGAACUUUCUGAAAGACAUUCUCAAAAGGAUUAAUGAGUUUGAGAACAAAAAUAAACCUUGCAUUUGUCACUUAAAA
Molecule: messenger RNA, 3717 nt
Organism: Phyllostomus hastatus (greater spear-nosed bat)
Lineage: Eukaryota; Metazoa; Chordata; Mammalia; Chiroptera; Phyllostomidae
Gene: PAQR9
Product: progestin and adipoQ receptor family member 9
Exons: 2
Coding region: 336-1469 (377 amino acids)
Cellular component (GO): membrane
Molecular function (GO): signaling receptor activity
Source: RefSeq, a predicted model, not a curated record